AUGAGCAAUGAUCCAUCUUCUAUAGCGGCAUUACCAGACAAGGACGGUCUUGGUGAUGGAUUACGAUUGCCCAGGACUACGGGCACUUUGAAUGUCAAUGCAUUGCAGGACGACGCUAAUGCUCCACAUGGGGCCAAUGAGUAUAAAUCAAUGGAUCCUGCUAAGAACUCUGGUACUAGCAACGAUGAUGACAAUAACGUUGUUUCACUGGAUGAUCCUAUCCAAUUUACCCGCGUAUCUUCCUCUUCAGUCAUCAGUGGAAUGUCUUCAUCGGUGAGUCCCCAUUCUGAUAACGAUGAGGCCAAAUCUCUGGAACAAGUAACCCCCAAUAUAAAUACCAAGAAUAUGACUUCAAAUCUUUCUGCCGACAACACUUUCUCGACAAUAAACGCGUCCGAGUCGGAUCACCAGUUUAAUGACACUUUAAUAUCGAAAUUAUCAUUAACAGAUUCCACGGAAACUAUAGACAAUAACACCACUACAAUGCAUCAACAACAGCCGGUUGCAUCGUCCACUGCGAACUCGAAUAAAAGCUCCACUGACAUACGAAGGGCUACACCAGUGUCGACUCCCACUAUUUCUAAACCAUCAAUGACGGCCACUCCAAGGCAAAUCAGUUCAGCUUCUUAUUCGCUUAUUAACCCUAAGAAUACGCAACAUAAACCGAUGAUCAAGUCCUCCAAGCCUGAAUCGAAAAAUAAACCGAUUUCUGCGAAGAAAAGCUUUCCGCCAAAAAAUCCUUUGAAAAAUUCCUCUCCACCUAAGAAGCAAACUGAAAAACCGUUCUUUUCCUCCUCUACAAAGAAAAGGAAAAGCGGUUCAAGUAGUGGUACUCUAAGAAUGAAAGAGGUCUUUACGUCCUUUGUACAAAACAUCAAGAGGAAUUCUCAGGAUGAUAAGAGAGCCUCUUCAUCAUCCAAUAAUUCUUCCUCAUCGUCUACAACCACCGCUCUGAGAAUAUCUACUCCAUACAAUGCCAAACACAUACAUCACGUAGGUGUGGACUCCAAGACUGGCGAAUAUAUAGGGUUACCGGAAGAGUGGGAAAAACUGCUGACUUCUAGUGGUAUUUCCAAAAGAGAGCAACAGCAAAACAUGCAAGCUGUCAUGGAUAUUGUUAAAUUCUACCAGGAUGUCACGGAAACAAACGGCGAAGAUAAAAUGUUCAAAACUUUCAACACGACUACAGGAUUGCCGGGAACACCACCCUCCAACUCGUUCAAUAAAUAUCCUCCGUCGACAAGUGAUUCGCACAAUUUUGGUUCCAGAACUGGCACACCAAUGUCUAAUCACAUCAUGUCCCCAAGCCUGAACACAGAGUCUAGCUCAGCAAACGCGAAAUUCAUACCAAGUAGGCCGGCCCCCAAGCCGCCAUCUUCUGCUUCCGUUUCAGCCCCAGUAAUAAAGUCGCCCAUCGUCAAUCCACCUUCCUCUAACGCCUCUCCAUCAAGGCAAAACCGUAUGCCCACAACUCCUAAUAGAACCAGUGCAAACAUGUCCUCAAUAUCGAGAAAUGCUACUCUGAAAAAGGAGGAACAGCCGCUGCCGCCAAUACCACCAACCAAAUCCAUAACCUCUCCAAUCAUUUCCACACCAGCCCCGCCACGUUCAACUCCGCAGUCGCCAAUAGCCUCGCCACAGGAAGCGGGGGCAUCACCUUCUGCCAAACCGGUUCAAGCAAGAAGCUUGUCCAAGGAGUUAAAUGAGAAAAAGAGAGAGGAAAGAGAAAGACGUAAGAAGCAAUUAUACGCCAAGUUGAACGAAAUAUGCUCUGACGGUGACCCAAGCUUGAAAUACGCCAAUUUAGUGAAAAUUGGCCAAGGUGCCUCGGGUGGUGUUUAUACUGCUUACGAAAUAGGUACAAACGUCUCAGUGGCCAUCAAACAAAUGAAUCUUGAAAAACAACCAAAGAAGGAGUUAAUCAUCAACGAAAUACUGGUCAUGAAAGGCAGCAAACAUCCCAACAUUGUUAACUUCAUCGAUUCUUACGUUUUGAAAGGCGAUCUUUGGGUCAUUAUGGAAUACAUGGAAGGUGGUUCCCUGACUGACGUGGUCACCCAUUGUAUUUUGACGGAAGGCCAAAUCGGUGCCGUGUGUAGAGAAACUUUGAGUGGGUUGAAAUUUUUACAUUCUAAAGGUGUUCUACAUAGGGAUAUCAAGUCUGAUAAUAUAUUGCUAUCCAUGGAAGGUGAUAUUAAGUUGACCGAUUUUGGGUUUUGUGCUCAAAUCAAUGAGUUGAACUUGAAAAGAACCACCAUGGUGGGAACACCUUAUUGGAUGGCACCUGAAGUGGUCUCUCGGAAAGAAUACGGCCCCAAAGUUGAUAUUUGGUCUCUAGGUAUUAUGAUCAUAGAGAUGAUUGAAGGCGAACCCCCAUAUUUAAACGAGACUCCCCUUAGAGCAUUGUAUUUGAUUGCUACAAAUGGUACGCCCAAGUUAAAGGAACCUGAGAAUCUAUCGUCAAGCCUAAAAAAAUUCCUUGAUUGGUGCCUAUGUGUGGAACCCGAAGAAAGAGCAAGUGCCACAGAGUUACUGCAUGAUGAAUACAUCACUGAAAUAGCUGAAGCCAAUUCUUCACUAGCACCGCUAGUCAAGCUGGCAAGAUUGAAAAAAUUAGCAGAAAACAUGGAUGCUGAUGAAGACAAUGACGACGACGAUGACAACAACGAGCAUAAAAGUGCCACAAAUAAUUGUGGUGAAAAUAAGAACAGCAAAGAAACUGUAAAUGAAAACGUAAAUGCAAAUGUAACUGAAAAUGACAAACAAAAGUAA
Messenger RNA from Saccharomyces kudriavzevii IFO 1802, 2772 nucleotides. RefSeq names its product mitogen-activated protein kinase kinase kinase kinase STE20 (gene STE20). The record is from RefSeq and is a predicted model, not a curated record. Gene Ontology annotation, biological process: intracellular signal transduction; protein phosphorylation; regulation of MAPK cascade. Lineage: Eukaryota; Fungi; Ascomycota; Saccharomycetes; Saccharomycetales; Saccharomycetaceae. The transcript has a single exon. The coding region runs from base 1 to 2772 and encodes 923 amino acids. Gene Ontology annotation, cellular component: cytoplasm. Gene Ontology annotation, molecular function: ATP binding; protein serine/threonine kinase activity.